Seriola dumerili (greater amberjack) is the source of this 3737-nucleotide messenger RNA. RefSeq names its product wings apart-like protein homolog (gene waplb). Lineage: Eukaryota; Metazoa; Chordata; Actinopteri; Carangiformes; Carangidae. Gene Ontology annotation, biological process: regulation of chromosome condensation. The transcript is spliced from 19 exons. The record is from RefSeq and is a predicted model, not a curated record. The coding region runs from base 19 to 3684 and encodes 1221 amino acids.
UAUGACCCAGAUGCAACAAUGACAUCCAGAUUUGGUAAAACCUACAGUCGCAAGGGAGGAGAGGGCACGUCCAAGUUUGAUGAGGUUCUGUCCACUAAGAGAGGCACCCUUAGUACCAAAUGGGGUGACACCACCUACAAGGCCAAGGUGGGCUCCAAGCGCACCGGUGCUCCCAAGAACGACUCUGUCCUGGGGGUGUACAAGAGGCCCCGUCCAUCUGGAGAUGGCUUGGAGGAUCCGUUUGGGUUCGACAGUGAUGAGGAAUCCAAGCCGGUGUCGUCUCGGAGUGGCAGUAAGUCGUCGCCUGCCAAGCCAGCAUCAGCAGAGCCUCCCCAGGCAGAAAGGCCGGGUGUUUCUCUGGACACCGGGAGCAGGUCCAGCCUCCAGGGAGCAUCCCACACUUUUGCAUCCGCCCGAGGUGCGUCAUGGCUGGCCGGUGACAGGAACCAACCCAGGGUGGUGGAGGACACAGCUCGGUUCUUCAACAGCAGCAGCACUAACAUAGGAAAGUCCCAGCAGAGUUCCCUAUCAUUACUGGAGAACCAGCACAGCUACUCAUGGUACCAAAAUGCUUCUGAGAGCGACAAGAAGCCCCUGGCGCAGACAACCACCCUGAAGACAGGGUCCAAGGCAGAGUCCACCUACGACUCCUGGGAUGCUAUCAUGGGUCUCCGUCCGCCCUCACCCAGCCAGGAACCUCGUAACCCCGCCCCCACACUCUCCUGGGCUACAGCAGGUGUCACCACUGGCAGCUUUGACCUGGGGCAGACCCGGCAUCAGAAGCCGCCCUCUCCCCCACGGCUCCAGAGCCCCAGCGAGAGUGAGGACCUCGGGGGCGACUCGGACUUCCUUGUCGAGACAUCAGACUACUCCCAGACAUCCUCUUCCUCAUCACUUGUUAGAAACUCUAACUGUCGGACGUACAGGAGGCCUAACAAACAGGGCUCUGGCAAAGCGCAGGACUCCAGUGGCUUUGCCAGCACAGUUUUUGGUGCAGAUCUCCCCAAACCCUCAUCUGACAGCAGUAAUAAGACAACAGGUAGUGGAGGGGGACGGGGCAGGACGAGGGACUACACAGUGCUGCACCCCUCGUCCGUGUCAAUGUGUAAUGUCACAAUCCAGGACCGAGUGGUGGAGGAGUUUAGCAGUGAUGCAGCACCCUCUAGUGGUAGCAGUAGUGCCGGGUCUGGCAGUACAACAGAGCUGGGAGAGGCGGGAUGGCAGCGGAAGAAGACGGAGCAACAAAACACGAGGUUCAGGCAGACCCAGACCAAGUCAAAGAAGGACAGUAAGCUGGAGCUGUUUGGUUUUGAAGACACAGAUACCCAUCAGGAGGAGAACAGCUCUGACAACACAGACAGCCGAUCCAGUUACAAAAUUAAAUACUUUGGCUUUGACGACAUGAGCGAUAGUGAUGGUUCUGACGACGACAGCUCUAAAGAGAGGAGGAGGGCCAAGAAAGCUGCCGUCACCAAGGCAACCCCAGUGGUUACCAUAGAAGAAACACCAGCCUAUGACCCGCCGGAUCCCUUCGAGAGGCUGGAGAGUCGUGAAAGACCGGCAGCUAGGGAGAACAAGAAGAACUCUGAGAGGCAGGAGAGCAGGAUACGAGAAGAUGUCCUGGACUUCUCAGAGGAGGACUUCAGGGUGGUGGCCAGGGCCCCAAGGAGGCCACCUCUGGGAAAAGCAGCUGAGAAGAACCCAGACACCUUACGGAGGAUCUUCAGUGCACACAAGAAGUCUCCCACCAAAGCAGUGUACAACGCCAGGCAUUGGACGCUGGAGAGUGAAGAGGAGCCCCCUCCACCUUUCUUCUCACGAUCACAGAUGGCUCCUGCCACAGUCUCAGCUGGUGGACCCAGUAAGGAGCCCUCUGACGCUAAGAAGGAUGAUGGUGUUUUCAAGGCUCCGCCUCCUCCUCCCAAGGUCACCAAGUGUGUCACUUUUCCCACAGAUCCCUACCAGGAGACUGUCACCACACUUAAAUGCCGCAAAGAGCACAAAGAGCUGUAUACAGUAGUCCAACAUGUAAAACACUUCAACGAUGUGGUUGAGUUUGGAGAGAACCAGGAGUUCACUGAUGACUUUGAGUAUCUGGCUACUGGUCUGAAGAGCGGACAACCUCUCAACACACGAUGCCUUAGUGUGAUCAGCCUGGCUACACGCUGUGCCAUGCCCAGCUUUAGGAUGCACCUAAGAGCCCGAGGGAAGGUGGCUCAGGUCUUCAAAACACUCAACGACGCCCCACAGCACCCGAACCUGGCUCUGUGUACGGCAUCUCUGAUGUACAUUCUGAGUAGAGACCGCUUGAACAUGGAUCUGGACCGGUCCUGUCUGGACCUGAUGAUCCGGCUGCUGGAAAUGGACCAGGACCAGGGGGGUGGGGCUGUGACAGACUCCACCACUCAGUUCAGCGCCAGGGAAAUCGCCAAGAUGAAGGAGAAGAUCAGGAAGCUCUGUGACACCGUGCACAACAAGCACCUGGACCUACAGAACAUAACGACGGGUCAUUUAGCUAUGGAGACGUUACUGUCCCUGACCUCAAAGCGAGCAGGAGACUGGUUCAAAGAGGAACUCCGGCUACUGGGAGGACUGGACCAUAUAGUAGAUAAAGUGAAAGAGUGUGUUGAUAACUUAAACCAGGAGGAUGAGAAGGAGAAGCUGGGGUCGUCUCUGUGGGGAGCUGAGAGGUGUUUACGGGUGCUGGAGAGUGUCACAGUCCACAACCCAGAGAACCAGAGCUACUUGAUUGCCUAUAAAGACUCGUCACUCAUCGUCUCCUCUGCAAAGGCAUUGAGGAGGUGUGAGGAGAUGAUCCAGCGUUACAGCAGGGAGGUGAACUCAGACGGAGCUGUGGUGGGGAAAGCAGUAGAGAACUGUAUGAGAGCCAUCAUAGGAGUCCUGCUCAACCUGACGCACGACAAUGAGUGGGGCAGUACGAAGACAGGAGAACAGGAGGAUUUAAUAGUGACAGCUCUGAACUGUGUACUCAGAGUCCCUCAGUAUCUUCCACAGGAGCAGAGGUUCGACAUACGUGUGCUGGGUCUGGGCUUGUUGAUCAAUCUGGUGGAGUACAGUGCCAGGAACAGGUACUGUCUAAUGGAGAUGGAGAUGGAGGGAGGUCAGGGUCCCUGCGACUCCACCGUCCUGCUCAACCCUCAGCACCAGGACAUCACCAGCACCGGCCCGCUGAGCGCCAUCGCUGCACUCGUACAGCUGUUCCUCCAGCGGGAACGAGCCGCUGUCCUGGCUGAGGCGCAGACUGAUGACCUCAUCAAGGAGGCGCCAAAGCCUGCACUGGACCAGAGCGGGGAGUGGCAGGAGACGGGCGGGGAGAUUCAGUGGGUUGCCAACGACAACAACGUGGAUAAACAGGAUGACAGCAAGAAGAAGGCGCAAGAUGAGGAAGACGAGGAGCUGGACCUCAACAAAGCUCUGCAGCAUGCAGGGAAGCACAUGGAGGACAGCAUCGUGGCCUCCUACACAGCACUGCUGCUGGGCUGCCUCUGUCAGGGGAGCCCGUUGAAUGUGACUACUGUGAGAGAGAACCUGCCUAAAGGAGAUUUCUCCAUCAUGACAGAAAUGCUGAAAAAGUUCCUCAACUUCAUGAACCUCACUUGUGACGUCGGCACCACAGGACAGAAGUCCAUCUCCCGGAUCAUUGACUAUCUGGAGCACUGCUAGAGAGAAGCCUGUCUCAUACACAUACACACACACACACACACACACAGACACAC